AUGACAUCCGUAUCGAACGGUCAUACCCAGACUCCCGAGAAUAUGUCCGAGUGCGAUAUGGACUUCAUCGGCUUCGGCUCGGAUAUCGAGGAGCCAUCACCGCCGUCGUCCAGCUCAGCGCAGGAAUCGCAAGAGUAUUGGAUGGGAAAGAAGUUGUUCGAGUACCUGAUCGCGAAAAGUUUGCUGUCUGACCUCCGACCCAGAGACACAACGGAGCAUCUCGACGUCUUGCACGAAGAGUGCUUGCAGACGUUCCCGUACACUCGCUGCUUAGCUACCAUCACAGCAAACGCCAUGAGCCAAAGGCGUGCGACGCUUAGUAUAGGAGCGCCGUAUCAAUCCUUGAUGCGCUCGAUAGGUGCAAUGCUGCGCCGAGAUGUUAACGGAGGGUUUGAUACCAUUGUUACAGCGGUGGAGAACUGUUUGACACCGUCAGGCGUACGUUCAUCUCGCGAGUCCUCCACGAUUACGCAAGCUGCAAGGACCACAAGUCAUACGGUCUCCGACGGCAGCCCAGAAGGCGACGUCGACAGCGUGUUUCUAUACAAUUUGGCGCUGCACGAACACUGUCAGCGCGCUGGUGAGAUGAUGAGCUGGGAUGAGAAACGUGUGCGCGCCCAUCCUCCAUCCUUUCAAGCGAAAAUCAAUGUGCAAGGUAUGUGGUUCGAGGGCAAAGGAUCAUCAAAGAAGACAGCUCGUCAUCAUGCAUGCCGUGAAGCAUGUAUCGCGUUGAAUAUCGAGCCCUAG
Recurvomyces mirabilis is the source of this 747-nucleotide messenger RNA. RefSeq lists its product as uncharacterized. The coding region runs from base 1 to 747 and encodes 248 amino acids. NCBI's taxonomy places the organism in Eukaryota, Fungi, Ascomycota, Dothideomycetes, Mycosphaerellales, Teratosphaeriaceae. The transcript has 2 exons. The record is from RefSeq and is a predicted model, not a curated record.